AUGGGCGUCUUUCGCAAACGUGAAGAUCGCUUGCCGGUCUACGAGAGGUCGUCCUCCCCAGCCAAAGAACGCUACUCCAACGAUGGCUACUCCUCAGACGAAGACUACCGACCGCACAGACGAGAUGUGUCGUCUAGCUCGUCAACGAGCGCUUCAGGCUCCAAUGCGAGCGCUACGCCUAUGCUCUCAAGGCGGCGGCAGCCCAGACUACCGCGCGUCGCCAACAUGUACCCAUAUCGAUUACCGACCAAGGUGACGCGGUACUUGUGUAUCGCAUUAUUCGGUACCCUCAUGCUCAUAAUCCUCAGCUUGAUGAGGGCCAGCCAGGUCGAGAACUGGAAAGUAGAAAACGGCCAAACAGAGAACCGACCGCCGCCUCCACCUGUGUGGGAGCGGUUCCCAUUCAUAGAGCGAUACUACGGUGGUGUUCGUCGCUUGAAGUCUCUGGAAAACAGUAAACCAGAGUACCCCGAGUCCGACCACCAGCCCAACUCUCAAUCGCAAGACUCGCAGGAAUAUUCGCAGCCCGAGAGCCAACCUUGGAGCAAGUACAAAGGCAGGGUCGACGAGCCUGAUAUUGAAGAGUGUUUCCUCGAUGCUGCCGGUACAAUUCGCGUUCCCCAAGUUCACUUCUACAACGGCCGCCCCGAGGGAUUCCCUCGCCAUGUCUCUGGGUCAUAUGAUGUUCUAGACUUGCCCGAAGAUAUCUGCUUUGAGCGCUAUGGAAGAUUUGGUCCCUAUGGCUUUGGAUAUUCCGUCAAUACUGGUGGUCUGGGCACUGGUGAGAAUGGAGAUAAGGAAGGCGCUGCUGCCAUCUGGCAAUCGUCUCCCCGUGUGGACUACAAGUCCAUUGACUGGGCUGAUGUCCAACGGCGAUGCUAUAGGUCCAAUGCAAAGCGUUUCAAGGACAUGCCUGCAAAGGUGUCCACGCGCCGCGGAUUUUAUAUCGAUGACGCUGCGGGGAAGAAGACCAAUGCUCAUAAACGAGACGCUCCCGACGAUGGACCUGAGAAACCCAAACCAAGCGGCCAGGACAAGGAGCAAAAGACUGAAUCCGACGAUCAAGCAAUUCGUAUUCCGCCCGAGAAGAAGUCAAGGACUGCUGUUGUCAUCCGGGGGUAUGACGAGUACUUCUACAGAGAAGAUGAUAUCGCAGCCAUCCGAGCUAUGAUUUCUGAACUUUCUUUGGCAUCUGGUGGCCGAUAUGAUAUUCAUCUCCUGGUCCAGAUCAAGGAUGACGCAAGACACCCUAUCUGGGCUGACGAGGAAGCUUACCAGGCGAGAAUCAGAGACACAAUUCCUGAAGAAUUCCGUGGACUGGUCACUCUUUGGACCGAGACGCAAAUGUUGUCACUGUACCAAGGCAUCUAUGAUCUCUACACCCGAGGUCCAGACCUGCCUGUUCAUGGUGUGUACCGAGGACUGUCCAUGGCUAUGCAACACUUUGCCUACCUGCACCCCGAAUACGACUACUUCUGGCAAUGGGAAUUGGAUGUGCGAUACAUUGGCCAUUACUAUGAUCUGUUUUCUAAGAUUGAGCGAUGGGCCAAGGCACAACCCCGAAAGGGUCUUUGGGAGCGGAACUCGAGAUUCUAUUUCCCUGAAGUCCAUGGUACAUGGGAUGACUUCAGUCAAUUGAGCCGAGUCCAGACCGAAAUGGGAGCCGCUGGUGCAGACAAUGUGUGGAAAGAUGUUCCAGGUGUUGAUAACCCCGACAAGGCUUCGAAACCAAGGAAGAUGGUCUGGGGUCCUAUGCGACCUGCUGAUGAUAAUGAUUGGUUCGAGCCCGGAAACGACCCAAUCCCACCAGCCGGUGGUCCAGAGAAGGACCGCUUCGAAUGGGGCGUUGGAGAGGAGGCUGAUUACAUCUCACUUAGCCCCAUGUUUGACCCCGAGGGCACGACUUGGGGACUGAGAGAUGAUAUUACCGGUUAUAAUCGAACAGAGAUGCCCCCUCGUCGAGCCAACAUUAUCACCACAUCCAGAAUGUCGCGUCGGCUGCUUCUCCUGAUGCACAAGAUGACUGCAUAUAAGAAGCAAUUUGCCUUCCCUGAGAUGUGGCCUGCCACAGUUGCUCUUCAGCACGGCCUCAAGGCAGUUUAUGCACCUCACCCCAUGUUUGUCGAUCGGAAGUGGCCAUUGGAUUACAUGUCCCAAGUCUAUAAUGGUGGACGUGAUGGCACUAGCGGUGGAUCUCGUGCAAGCAUGUUUGGCGACAGAGAGCACAACAUGCACGGAAUUUCCUGGUUUUAUCGAUCUGGAUUCGCACCAAACCUUUACAGAAGAUGGCUAGGCCUCAAAGUCAAUAAUGAUGGUGGAGAAGACUUUGAACUGACAGAAGACAAGACGAAGAGCGGUGGUUCCGUUGGUGAGAUGCCUGGAGGUGAAGGACGAAUGUGUCUGCCUCCGGUCCUCCUUCAUCCCGUGAAGGAGGUUGAGAUACCGGUCGAAGCUCCUUUAGAGGCACCACCCCAAACGGAGGCGAAAGAUGAUGGAGGUCAAUAUGAUAUUCUGGAUCCCGGGGCGUAG
Messenger RNA from Clonostachys byssicola, 2529 nucleotides. Lineage: Eukaryota; Fungi; Ascomycota; Sordariomycetes; Hypocreales; Bionectriaceae. The record is from the annotation of a GenBank genome assembly.